AGCAAAGUGAGAAAAGGUUGGUUGGUCGACACGAAGCUAAAUAUGAACAAGACAGAGUAGAUCUGUAAUUACAAAUUAACCGUUAAUUACGGUGAGUUCGUGAUCACUGUUUGACAUAUGAUGCUUACUUGAUCUUAUGAAAUAUAGCUACACCUGUUAGUAGCUAACUUAGCAAGCUAGUAACCCUAGCAGAGCUACUCAUUUUCUAAUAUAUCUGACCCUAGCCACUUAGCUAGCUUUAUUUAUUUGUUUACCCCACUGCUGCCACUGACAUACUCAUUGUAUGAUAAAGGUAAAAUGAUAAUAACUGGAUUCACAAAACUAGUUAGAUUGACAUCGAGUUGAACUUGGUAGACGCGUUCUGUACAUUGUAGUUGAUGUUAAGGAUAUAUUUCUCUGCCUGCUUAACUGUUCAACGUUUUCAACCUCUCAAUUGUGUGUUGAUAUUAUUGUCACGUGCAAAUAACUACCACAUAUUGCUUACAGUACACAUGGGCCUCUGAAUGCUUGUGUUGACAUUGACAAGGUGUUGACCACAGUCCAAGGCCAAGUUCAGCCAUAUCAUCUGGAUUGUUUGUGUAACUUCUGUCUGGAGCUUUGGAAGUGCUGUUUUUCCAACCUCAGAGGGAAUAUGAGUGACAAAGCCACAAACCGAAGACUAGAGGCACUGUCCUCCUAAAUGAACUGUUGACUAGAUUCAGUUGGACCACAUAUUUGCUAUGGGCACCACACUAAGUGAGCCUUGCAUCUACGACAAGCUGUCAGCGAGCAUCGAUAUUCUCCGCCAGUCGGGGUAUCGCUAUGGCAUGUCGGAGAGGGAGAUUGAGAAGUUUAUUAAACAAGUCCUGGAGACCAACGAGCCUCGAAGAGACCCGCCACAAUUCCCCAUCCUUCGAGCCACUAUCAAGGUAAGAUGCGCACACACACACACACACUCAUGUAAGGUGGCAACAGAUCAUACAUAAGGCAAUGAGAUGUUCAAUGUCCAUCAGCUAAUCAUAUGCCAGUCAAUAUAUCAAAAGCACAUUGCAGGGAUUGACGUUAAGGUCUGAAAGGCACUUGCCCAUUGGGCAAGUCAGGAGUAUUUUUUGGUUGCUGGAAGAUUAUGAUCACUUGCCCGAAAAUGUAAAGUAGCUAUUCACCUACACAUGGGAGGAACCAGAAAGACCAGACUACAGGAAUUCUUUGCAUUUUGGUUAUCAGUCGAAAAAAUCACCUGCCCAAUGGGGCAACCUCAGAGCAGGCUCAACUUGCAAGACUGCUCAGCUCACUUGCCCUGGCAAUAAGGCAACCCUUAAUGUCAAUCUCUGCAUUGAUCAACCAUCCUCUCACUCAUCCUCAUAUCUCCUUACUGUAGUUUGUGGUAGCGGUAGGCUUUCUGUUGGUGGUUGUGCUGGCCUUCACCAACCCCCAGACUCGGCCCCAGCUAGGCGUGAUGUACACGGGGGGACACAACUGGUCCUCCCCCCUCAGCCACAUCAGACUGCUAGCUCUGCCCAUCGCCAAGAAGUACAACCUGCAAGGUACAGUUACAGAGGGGAAAGAACAAUGUUAGACAACAUCCUUAGUUGUUCACUAUAGACUUUGGGUCUUUGUUCCUAGCCAGUGUGUGUAAUAACAGCUUCCCUACUGUCUCUCUCCUGUAGGUUUCCAUGAGUGGUGGAGUGUGGGGGCUCUGCGGCAGGGCCUGGUCAACUGUUCUGGCUGUGCAGAGGUCUCCUCUGUGCUGGAGGUCCCUGAGACCCUCAGAGAGUCUGCAGCCAUACGCAGGGGGCCACAGCCUGUGCUGCUUAAGGUACGACCACCACUGCAAGUAAGCAUUUCAAGUAAGCAUUUCGUUGGACGAUGUAUACCAUGCAUAUCCUGUAUAUACUGUAUGGCUAAUAAAACUUGAAACACUAACACCAGGGAAAUUGACAAAUUUACUCAAAUAUACAUUUUAGUUCAACAGAAAAAUAACAAUGUCACUGAAAGGAAGUGUUUUUGUUAGACUGAAAAUCUUAGUUAGACUGGAAAAACAACAAUGUCCCUUAAAGUGAGUGUCCAGUCUGCAUAUUGUUUACGGAUCCACCGCAGCAUGAUCUUUAUAUAAAUAUUGUGCUAGUUCAUUUAGCUAACAUCAGCAGUUAGUCUUUUCUGCCCUGUGCCUGACGUAUGUCCUCUGUCUCUAUGUAGGGUGGGGAGUCUCUGUGUCUGCAGAGGCAGCAGCUAGAGGAGCUCUACUCAGUGCACUCCGGCUCCAUGAGUAUACUAGUGGAGGAAGACAACCUACUGUCACAUGACGAGGGUUUUCCACAUGGCCCUGCAAACUUCACCCUGCUCUGGUACACACACUAACGCAUAUACAGUACCAGUCAAAGGUUUGGACACACCUACUCAUUUAUUUUCUUUAUUUUUACAAUUUUCUACGUUGUAGAAUAAUAGUGAAGACAUCACAUCAAAACUAUGAAAUAACACAUAUGGAAUCAUGUAGUAACCAAAAAAGUGUUAAACAAAUCAAAAGUGUAGAUUCUUCAAAGUAGCCACCCUUUGCCUUGAUGACAGCUUGUCAUUCUCUCAACCAGCUUCAUGAGGUAGUCAUCUGGAAUGCUUUUCCAACAGUCUUGAAGGAGUUCCCACAUAUGCUGAGCACUUGUUGGCUGCUUUUCCUUCACUCUGUGGUCCAACUCAUUUACAUUUUUACAUUUUAGUCAUUUAGCAGACGAUCUUAUCCGGAGCGACUUACAGUUAGUGAGUGCAUACAUUUUCAUACUGGCCCCCCGUGGGAAACGAACCCACAACCCUGGCGUUGCAAGCGCCAUGCUCUACCAACUGAGCUACAGGGGACUCAUCCCAAACUCAUCCCAAACCAUCUCAAUUGGGUUGAGGUCGGGUGAUUGUGGAGACCAGGUCAUCUGAUGCAGCGCUCAAUCACUCUCCUUCUUGGUCAAAUAGUCCUUACACAGACUGGAGGUGUGUUCUGGGCCAUUGUCCUGUUGAAAAACCAAAUGACAGUGCAACUAAGUUGCAAACCAGAUGGGAUGGCGUAUCGCUGCAGAAUGCUGUGGUAGCCAUGCUGGUUAAGUGUGCCUUGAAUUCUAAAUAAAUCACUGACAGUGUCACCAGCAAAGCACCCCCACACCAUCACACCUCCUCCAUGCUUCACGGUGGGAACCACACAUGUGGAGAUCAUCUGUUCACCUACUCUGUGUCUCACAAAGACACGGUGGUUGGAACCAAAAAUCUCAAAUUUGGACUCAUCAGACCAAAGGACAGAUUUCCACCAGUCUAAUGUCCAUUGCUCGUGUUUCUUCGCCCAAGAAAGUCUGUUAGUCUUAUUGGUGUCCUUUAGUAGUGGUUUCUUUUCAGCAAUUCAACCAUGAAGGCCUGAUUCACACAGUCUCCUCUGAACAGUUGAUGUUGAUAUGUGUCUGUUACUUGAAGCAUUUAUUUGGGCUGCAAUCUGAGGUGCAGUUCAUUGCCGAUAUCUGAGGCUGGUAACUCGAAUGAACUUAUCCUCUGCAGCAGAGGUAUCUCUGGGUCUUCCAUUCCUGUGGCGGUCCUCAUGAGAGCCAGUUUCAUCAUAGCGCUUGAUGGUUUUUGCGACUGCACUUGAAGAAACUUUAAAAGUUCUUGACAUUUUCUGGAUUGACUGACCUUCAUGUCUUAAAGUAAUGAUGGACUGUCGUUUCUCUUUGCUAAUUUGAGCUGUUCUUGCCAUAAUAGGGACUUGGUCUUUUACCAAAUAGGGCUAUCUUCUGUAUACCUACCUUGUCACAACACAACGGAUUGGCUCAAACGCAUUAAGGAAAGAAAUUCCACAAAUUAACUUUUAACAAGACACACCUGUUAAUUGAAAUGCAUCCUAGGUGACUACCUCAUGAAGCUGGUUGAAAGAAUGCCAAGAGUGUGCAAAGCGGUCAUCAAGGCAGAGGGUGGCUAUUUGACCAAGAAGGAGAGUGAUGGAGCGCUGCAUCAGAUGACCUGGCCUCCACAAUCACCUGACCUCAACCCAAUUGAGAUGGUUUGGGAUGAGUUGGACCGCAGAGUGAAGGAAAAGCAGUCAACAAGUGCUCAGCAUAUGUGGGAACUUCUUCAAGACUGUUGGAAAAGCAUUCCUCAUGAAGCUGGUUGAUAGACUGCCAAGAGUGUGCAAAGCUGUCAUCAAGGCAAAGUGUGGCUACUUUGAAGAAUCUCAAAUAUAAAAUAUAUUUUGAUUUGUUUAACACUUUUUUGGUUACUACAUGAUUCCAUAUGUGUUAUCUCAUAGUUUUGAUGUCUUCACUAUUAUUCUACAAUGUAGAAAAUUGUAAAAAAUAAAGAAAAACCCUUGAAUGAGUAGGUGUGUCCAAACUUUUGACUGGUACUGUAGAUACACACACACACACACACACUUGCGUGCAGAUAUGCACUGCACGCACAGAGAAACCCAACCACACACACACAUACAUAUGAAUGAGCAUGAAUUGGUAAUUUAGAAAACGGGUGUCAAGGAAGGAAGAAAACAAGGAUGCAUUUGUCCGUUUUUCUCAUCGGACUCAGUGUCUUCCCCUUCUUUCUCUAGGAGGUUUACAUCUGGGGCCAGAGAGAAGGUGUUGAGGUGGCUGUUCCCCAAGGCUGAGCUAUGCCCCCUAUUGGACAGCGCCGGAACAACACUGCAGCGUUGCCUGGUCACGCAUAGUGCCAACUCUCAGAGCAGAGUGAGUCUGGCCUCUAACAAAGUCCAAAUAGACAAGGAUGUUUGUUGUUAUGGUGUUUGUCGGGAUUCAGCAGUGUGCUGUCACAGUGGUAUUGUGCGUGUAUGUUUCAGGGUGUGCGAGUGCUGGGCUGGCUGGUGGUAGGAGAGGGCCUGCCCACGGUUCGAGUGCUCCCUGUCCACCACUGUCAGAAACACUGCAGCUCAUUCAACCUCUGGCUGGGACCUGGAGAUAUGGGUGAGAAGAACACACACUGCAAGUAUACUGUGUAAUUACUGUGUAAUAUUGUGUAUACUGUGACCAUUAGUAGUUAAUUAUUUGAAUCGUGUGUUUGUGCUAGGCUGUAACCAAAGCCUGAUUUAGACCUAUACAAAUGUGCAUUUAUUUUGACCUCAUUUUGACCUUUGUGCUUUGACCCUGCCAGUGUAUGCUGACCCGCUUUACUGGCAGAUGGAGCUGUUCCCCGGCCGAGACCAGAACAUAGUUUGUGACGGCUCCACUUUCUGAGAGAGGAGAGGAACAACUGAACGAGACAAGAAUGCGAGGAAGACGGAGGGAGAGAGUGAAGGGUUCUGCCAUACAGAACUCUUAAAACUCCACUCCGGUCCAGACAUCUGCCUACUGGCUGAGAAUAUAUCACUUCCUGUAGAGUCAGUGUGUGAUUGGACCUUUUAACUGUCCCUUGCAGGCUAGUCCUGCCCUCCUCUAGGUAUGGAAAAGCACACUCCACAGGCACAAGAUAGACUGAAGAAAUCUGAACACCUCUCAUCUCCCCUACCCUUCUAUGGCCUAAAACCAAACUCCUCUCUAACCUUUACCCCUUUCUGGCCUAAUACCAAACUCCUCUCUAGCCCCUACUUGUGCCUCUUUGUUGAUAUCCCUUCACAGAUCUAAGACAACUGGAUGGUUGUAAGCAGGGAGAGACCAUUCUCUCAGGCUUGGGGGUGUGUCUCUCAGUGAGGAAGAGGCUGGAAUGUUCUCCCACUCUGACUGUUUGCCUCAGAUCAACAGGUGUGUAUUAAGCCCAAAGAGGAAAAAUGGACAGUGACUGAUCUAUUUUUUUUAACAGCAGAAGGUCUCGCCUCUUGUGUUCAGUUGGAAUGUUCAUGAUUGUUUCGGUUAUGCUUUUUAGUUGUGAUCAAAUCACACAGCCACAACAGGAACAAUGGGACAGUUUUGUGACGCUGCCCUCCCUCAUCUACUCACUCUUAUACCGGACCGUAUUCAUCACCUAACUUCAACGUCGUUGCUAGUGUAACAAUGACAGUUGGUUAGGAGGAUGUAUGAAAUAGAUUUGUCAAUUUGGUGAAUUGCAUUUGAUUACUGAAAGUGCAGUUUUUGUAUUUAAUAUAUAGUUGACGAUAGGUGCUUGUGCCAUAAUUUCAGCAAGACAGAAAUGAUAUUUCUUAAUGCUCUUUUCACUAACUGUUUUUGUCUUGUCACUGCUUUUUCCCCUGUCAUCCAGUCACCCGUGUAAGCACUAACUAGCCAGAACUUGUUGAUGAUGUCACAGUGUUUGAUGUUUUGUCACUAUAGUCCCAGUUGGUAUUAGAUAGAAGGUCGCGGCCCUGCCUCCUUUUGGGAAAACAACCUGUGGUUACUCCAUUGGCUCACAGCAAAAACAUGAUAUUUUUCAAACACAAUUUUCUUGUUGUUUCAGCAUUGCUUGCGUUCUCACUACUUAGAAAAACCUAAUAUUGUAGGGCUUCCCUCAUG
This is a messenger RNA of Coregonus sp. 'balchen', 6392 nucleotides long. NCBI's taxonomy places the organism in Eukaryota, Metazoa, Chordata, Actinopteri, Salmoniformes, Salmonidae. The record is from the annotation of a GenBank genome assembly.